Messenger RNA from Didymodactylos carnosus, 339 nucleotides. The record is from the annotation of a GenBank genome assembly. Lineage: Eukaryota; Metazoa; Rotifera; Eurotatoria; Philodinida; Philodinidae.
AUGGCCGGCGGAACGGGUGGGCGAAGCGGGCGGCCGACCGAGGCGCUACAAAGCAAGGGGCGCCAGAGGCGCCCUGGUUUUCUAACACUGAUCAGGGGCAUUUCAACAGGUACAAAUAGAAGGUAUCAAUCCUCAGCGGGUUAUGAUGUUGGUUUCGCUAAAGCUAGUGGUAUGCUGAUGGUUAUUGAACGUAAAAGUAAAACUAAGACAGAUGGUUCGGAAGCAGCAAGACAACAUGCCACAGUAUCAUACAAUGAUAGUGGUUCUAAUCAAAAAGUGACAAAGAUUGGAUUUUAUUAUAUAAUAGAUGUACUUAAUUUUCAGUAUUUGUUUUACUGA